AUGAAAAAUAGUAAUAUAAAUAAUAACUAUCAAGCUUUAAAAAAAAUUACAAGCCAAGAGGAAAAUCAAAACUGGUGUCAAUGGUUAGGGGGUUUGAUUGAUGCAUCAGGUCAGAUAGUACUUAAAAAAGAUGGGGAAGUUUUUUUAGAAAUAUCAUUGGAAACAGUAAACUAUCAUAGCUUGGCAACAAUAAAGCAUAGAUUGGGUGGAGGUCACAUCAAUGUUUUGGGUGGUAACUAUACUUGUCAAUAUAAACUAUCAAAUGUUGGUCCAGAGGUUAUAAAAUUAAUUAAUGGGCAUAUUAGACAUCCAUCCAAGCAAGAACAACUUAGAGAUAUUUGUAAUCAUUUUGGUAUCAACUAUAAACCUCCUUUAGAAUUAACUCCAAUCGACUUUUGGAUCUCUGGUGUAUAUGAAUCAAUUGGUAAAUGCGAAUUAAAUAUUGAGGAUCUCAGCAUUAGUAUUACACUCACUGACAGAAAUGAACAUAUAUUAACGGAAGUUUGUCGGGUUUUAGGUGGCAGAUUGGUAUAUUAUAGGGCUUCAAAUGGUACCUAUAAACUACAUUUCCAAAAAAAAGAGGAACUAGAAAGACUUUUCAAUUACUUUGAUCACAAUUCAUUCAAAAUUAAAUCAGCUCCUCAAAUUAAAUUGGUACCAGAAUUUUAUAAGAUAUUAAUGGAGUACGAAAAGAAAGGUAAUACAGAUAGUGAAUUACCAUUAUAUAUUUGGGAAUGUUUCUUAAAGCUAUGGAAUCAACACAAAGAAGAAUAUUAUGACAAUAAAAAUUUAAAAAAUAUAGAAAAUGCUUUAGAAAAUAGUUUCAAAAAAGAUAAAAUCAAAAUUUAUAAUAGUAAUUUUGAUUAA
Messenger RNA from Dictyostelium purpureum, 867 nucleotides. RefSeq lists its product as uncharacterized. The transcript has a single exon. Gene Ontology annotation, molecular function: endonuclease activity. NCBI's taxonomy places the organism in Eukaryota, Evosea, Eumycetozoa, Dictyosteliales, Dictyosteliaceae. The coding region runs from base 1 to 867 and encodes 288 amino acids. The record is from RefSeq and is a predicted model, not a curated record.